GAAAACAUGGCCGACAAAGUAUCCUGCGAGGGACACGCGAACUUAAACAUAUUUUUGGUCAUGUUCCAGGUUGGUAUUCUUUCCAAAUUACACAGCAUAUUUUCUAUACAUUGUUACUUUGUGUUUUAAUGCCAAGUUAAGUUACGAGGAUCGACUGGAACAGCUGAAUCUCUUCUCUCUGGCCUACCGUCGUCACCGAGGAGAUCUGAUAUAUACCCGGCGCAUUCUCCGAGGCGAACUUGGUGAAGACCUGAGGGAGUAUUUCAUCUUAAAUAAUGAUACUUCGACACGUGGUCACAGUUUGAAGCUAUACAAACCGAGGAGGUUACGCAUCCAUGGUGACGCCACUCUCUCUACCCGUGUAGUUAAUAGCUGGAACCGCCUACCCGAAUCAUGUAUCACAGCCCAGUCAGAGGAAAGUUUCAAGAGAAGUAUUGACGCAGUGUUUAAAGUCUGAAAGGUGAAACUGCCGACCGCGGUAUCGGUACCGACUUCUUUCCGACAUUUCAACCGCGGCUUGGUAGCAUCCCUUCAACGUCCGGGAAGUGAAGGAGCUGACAAGGGAUUCUUCCCUCUGCUUUCUACCUCUCAAUGAAGUCAAUGAAUAAUGCUCAAUCACCACAACCUGCAACUAAAAACUGAAUGAUACCUGACAGGUUAGCAUAAGGCUAUUUCCUUUGGCGUUAAAGUUCGUUACAAUUUUUGUGUUAUUAUUUUUGUGUGUUUGAUAGUUUGUUUGUUUACAGAUUGGUAGAAGACAAAAACAACACGAAAAGAGAGAUACAAGCCAGGUUUGUUUGGUGUAAACAUAAAGCAAAAAUUGGUGGGAUGUGGUCUGCGAUGCAUGCAGACAGCCCACAGCCGCGUUCUGCACAGGAGAGAACCGUCACACUGGAUGACCUAUCAACACCUCAACUUCCUCAAACGGCAGUAUGUGUCAAAGAACCCGGCUGAGCUUCAGCAGCGUGCCGUUCCUAAACAGGUGCUUGCCGACGUGGACGACAACGGCGGCGAAGAGAGGCAGGUCCAAAGAAUCCCGACGAUCGAGCCCACGGUGCAGGACUUGCCCAACUCUGAGGUCGCUGAGGAAACAUCCAACCCGGCGACGACCUCAAAGGAGACGCCCCACGUGCAGGUGGAGACAGACGAAGCUCGAGAUGCGCGUCUGGACCGACAGUGGAAGCAAAUGAAAGUGGAAACGGCCGACCUGCCUGACAUCUACGCCCGAUUGGCCAAAAUCAAACUCACGGCGCUUGUGGUGACCACGGCGGCGGCUGGUUAUGCAAUGGCGCCGGUGCCCUUUGACCCCGUCAUCUUCUUGGUAACAUGUCUGGGGACAGGACUCGCCUCUAGUGCUGCCAAUUCCAUCAACCAGUACUUCGAGGUGCCUUUUGACUCCAACAUGAACCGAACCAAGAAUCGUCCACUAGUCCGAGGACAGAUCAGCCCCCUCCACGCUGUCACUUUUGCGUUGGCGUGCGGUGUGCCCGGCGUUAUGCUGCUGACUUGCGUCGUCAAUCCUUUGACGGGUUUCCUGGGCGCCCUCAACAUUUUGCUGUACACGUGUUGCUACACGCCGCUCAAGAGGCUCACCAUCGCUAACACGUGGGCUGGUUCCGUGGUGGGCGCCAUACCGCCCAUCAUGGGCUGGACGGCCGCCACGGGCUGCCUGGACCCAGGUGCCUUGCUGCUGGGCGGCUUUCUAUACAGUUGGCAGUUUCCACACUUCAACUCUCUCAGUUGGAACCUGAGGGAGGACUACUCGCGCGGCGGCUACCGCAUGAUGUCAGUCACGCACCCGGCAUUGUGCCGACGCGUGGCCCUGCGGCACAGCGUGGCGCUCAUAGGCCUCGCCGCCGCCGCGCCUGCAUUGGGCGUCACCACGUGGACCUUUCCACUCGUGUCGCUGCCCAUCAACGCAUACAUCACCCUGCUCGCCUUCCGAUUUUACAGGAAGGGUGACCGGGCUAGUGCCCGCAAACUAUUCUUCUGCAGCUUGUGGCACCUGCCCAUGCUGUUGCUACUCGCGCUCACGUGCAAGACGCCGCGCGACGACGACACAGCUAGCACAAGCUAACGCAAUCGCACGUAUGACGGACUCAUCACCAAGGAACACUUAAAGGCCUCAAUAUUUCCAUUGUAAAUAUGUAUUUAUUUAUAACAGGGCCCAGCACUACCUCUCUUGUAAGGCUGGGGUGUCAAACAGCCCACAUCGAAGGUAGGCCACCGUAAAACCUUCAUUGACUGUACAGAAAAUGCUACAUUUUAAUCACUUAAAACUGUCAUAUGACCAUCAGUCUAAUGGAAGAAUCGUAAAUUCUUUUGAUUGGUUGAAACCAGAAUGUAGAUGGACUUGAAGAGGAAGGACGUGAAACUGAGAUGUUGAUUCAUCAUGUCUUGUAAUGAUGCCACUGUAGUUUCUAUGCAAACUAUGUUAAGACAUCACAUUUUAAACUAUUAAAAAAAGACGAUCAACGCUA
This is a messenger RNA of Syngnathus typhle (broad-nosed pipefish), 2480 nucleotides long. RefSeq names its product protoheme IX farnesyltransferase, mitochondrial (gene cox10). The transcript is spliced from 7 exons. Gene Ontology annotation, cellular component: mitochondrial membrane; mitochondrion. Lineage: Eukaryota; Metazoa; Chordata; Actinopteri; Syngnathiformes; Syngnathidae. Gene Ontology annotation, biological process: heme biosynthetic process. The coding region runs from base 845 to 2077 and encodes 410 amino acids. The record is from RefSeq and is a predicted model, not a curated record. Gene Ontology annotation, molecular function: protoheme IX farnesyltransferase activity.